Centropristis striata (black sea bass) is the source of this 8339-nucleotide messenger RNA. It is a transcript of the gene lpp, whose product is annotated as LIM domain containing preferred translocation partner in lipoma. The transcript has 12 exons. Gene Ontology annotation, cellular component: focal adhesion; stress fiber. The record is from RefSeq and is a predicted model, not a curated record. Bases 260 to 1945 code for a protein of 561 amino acids. NCBI's taxonomy places the organism in Eukaryota, Metazoa, Chordata, Actinopteri, Perciformes, Serranidae. Gene Ontology annotation, biological process: cell-cell adhesion.
GCAAACCUCUCCACUCACUGAGACGGCUGGAAUUUCAGAGCGUGACGUCACUGCCUACAACUCUCCCAGAAUUUGGAUCAAGAAGUUUCACUUUUUUGGUGGGAUUUGAAACCUCUGUUAUAUUUCCUAGAAAGCGAGAUUUCAACAUACAGUAAAGGGCAGUGCUUCUACAAUCUUCAGGAAUCGCGCACAUCCAGAGAGGAGAAAAGGUGUCUGAUCCUGUAGUCCUCAGCAUCGCUCAGUGUUAACAUUUGGAACCAUGUGGAACAAUAACGACCAGACGGGACAAGUGGCUGCAAGGAUGGAGACUACUUUGGGUAGUGCGAGCAUCUCCGUCUCCCAGCAGCAGGCACCCAAGAAAUUUGCCCCCGUGGUUGCACCCAAGCCCAAGUUCAACCCGUACAAACAGCUGGGAGAUCCCGCGCACGCUGACCCUGCAGUGGACUACCCUCCCCCUCCACCACCUGCGGAAGAGUCAACCGGUUUCUCGCCAUCCCCUGCUUCCUUCCCUCCUCCUCCACCGAUGAACUCGUGCGAUUAUCAGAUGAAAGGACCGGAGAAGACUCUGGAGGAGAGACGCUCCAGUCUGGAUGCAGAGAUCGACUCCCUCACCAGCAUCCUGGCGGACCUGGAGAGCAGCUCGCCCUACAAGCCACGGAUCACACAAAACUCUGGAUCCUCGGCAACCUCCACCCCCACUGCUCCUGUGACUGGUUACAAGCGUAUGGUCAUUCCAACCCAGCCACCUCUGACUGCCACCAAGAAGUCUACGCCCAAACCGCAGGCUCCCGGGGGAGUCUCGUCUAUACCCCCUACAUCUGCCAGCCCGGUGGCCAAGCCUCAAAGCCACACAGCUCCUCAGCCUGUCCCAGCCUCCUACGCUACAGCCUCGACCCCAAGCCAGCCCACCUUCAAUGUCCAGGUGAGGUCAGCCCAGCCUGGCCCCCAGCACCAAGCCCCAGUUGGGCACCAUUAUGGCCAGCAGCCCAUUCGCAGCCCUGCACAGGUGCAGUACAUGCCCGCCCAGCCCAAAGGUCCCGACUUUGCCUAUGGGCCGCCACAGCCUGGCUUCUCCCAGAUGGCUCAGGGUGCAUAUCAAGACCAGUACCAUCCAGGAGUAGGUGGCUUAAGCUCCAGGAGGCCUGAGCCGGCCCCGGCCCAAGCAUACCAAGGCCCCAGAAAGACCUACAUCACAGAUGUACCACCAAGCUUGGCUCCCUACACUGCUGGACCAGCUGUUCCACCAAAGGGCAGUGCUCCCAUGGCCCACCCUGAGGACGAGCUGGAGCGCCUGACCAAGAAGAUGCUGUUUGACAUGGACAACCCACCAUCUGAGGAAUAUUUUGGGCGCUGUGCCAGCUGUGGAGAGAACGUGGUGGGUGAAGGCACCGGCUGCACCGCCAUGGACCAGGUCUUCCAUGUCGACUGCUUCGUCUGCAUGACCUGCAGCAGCAAGCUGCGUGGCAAGCCUUUCUAUGCUGUGGAGAAGAAGGCGUACUGUGAGCCUUGCUAUAUUAACACCCUUGAGACCUGCACCAUCUGCAGUAAGCCCAUCAUGGAGCGCAUCCUGCGGGCUACAGGGAAAGCCUACCACCCUCACUGCUUCACCUGCGUGGUAUGCCACCGCAGCCUGGACGGCAUCCCUUUCACUGUGGACGCUUCCAACCAUAUCCACUGCAUCGAGGACUUUCACAAGAAGUUCGCUCCACGCUGCUGUGUGUGCUCUGAGCCCAUCAUGCCGGCCCCGGGCCAGGAGGAGACCGUCCGUAUUGUGGCCCUGGACCGCGACUUCCACGUGCAGUGUUACCGCUGUGAGGACUGUGGCUCUCUGCUCUCGGAGGGGGAUAACCAGGGCUGCUACCCUCUGGACGGACACGUCCUCUGCAAAAACUGUAACACCAGCCGCAUCCAGGACCUCACCGCCAAGGCCACCACUGACCUCUGAACAGCCCGCCGCCCGGUCUCCUCCACUGUGAUAAUCUAACGCUCACUCUCUCUCUCUCUCUCUCUCUCUCUCUCUCUCUCUCUCUCUCUCUCUCUCUCUCUCUCUCUCUCCUUCUAUCUUUCUCUCUCGCACAAUCAUACAGACCCACAGAAGCUUGCAUUCCUCAGCAUAUACAUGUAUAUCCCUCUAUAUAUAUUCACUGCCAGUAACAAGAAAUAGCCUCACAUGGUCACCUGCAUACAUGUAUUGACUCGGUACAAACGCAGCAGAAGAGGCUGUGAGUUUUUAACUGUGUUUUUGAAGGCAUAGCUUUGGGAAAUGUGCUUAUAUACACUGAGAGUCAGAGGGAAGACCGUUGCUGCUGUUGUGUCUGAGCACUACAUUUAAAGAUACAGUCAGCAUGUUUUUAGUUUAGCUUAUGCAUAAAAUGAAGAAACAGCUAACCCAGCUCUGUCCCAAGUUUAAAAAGGAUCCACAUAACUGUGUCACUAAUUAACAUGUUGCAUCUCAUUUACUUCAGCAAGAAAUAAUAGUGUAAAGAUGCAACAUGUCACUUUUAAACUUCUGCUUUUUUACAGAUUAUAAAACAAAAGAUAAAAUAAGAUUGAACUUUAUUAAUCCUGAAGGAAAUUCUGGUUCCAGAUUGCUCCAGAGUUAAAAAAAAAAUGUGAAAAAAUAAAAAAAUAAAAAAACAAUCACAAUAUAGGAUAAUAUAAGAAAAAACAAUGAACAAAAUAGGUAACAAUAACAAUAUAUAAUAUAAAUAUAAAUAUAACAAUAAUAUAAAAAUAAAACAAAGUGUCUAGGGAUUAAGUGAGUAGAAUGCAGAUAUAAACAAGAUAUAACAUGUUACUUAGUGAGCUUUAGAGGUACUGGUAACACUUUAUAAUAAUCAUCAUUAAUAGAUUAGUAUUGAUAGUUAAUCAAACUUGAUUUUACUGUUAACAAAACAUAAAAUGAUGAUGUUUACUAAAGUUAUUUAACAGUUUAUUGUUGCACACAUUUUAACAUUUCAUAUACUAUAUUAAGUAUUGGUUUGUAAACUGUCUAUAAACAUUAUUUGGAUGGUUAUUCUAGAGUUGCAACUAUCUAUUGUAAUAAUUUGUUAAAUGGUUAAUAAAUGCUUUGUAAAGAAUCUAUAUACAGUAUUUAGAUAUUAUCGGUGCACAAAUAUUCACUCUUUUUUACUCUUUUAUCACCAAUAAAAGUUUUAAUAUAACUUGAUGCUUUAUAACGCUUUUAUUAAUCAAUAACUAAUUGGCAUUUGUUGCAACUUAACUAUAACAGCAUCCAAAUAUUGUUUAUAGAGAGGUCACAAACCCAUAAACAACCACUGACAAGUGUUGCAAAUCAUUUGGUAAUCUUUAGUGAAUGAUUAUAGUAAAUGUAAGGGCAGGUGUCCUUUUUUAGGAAUUUAAAGAUUGAUUAUGGACACCUGGAAGUUAAACAGGAACUACUUAGUAGGUGUCCAAUAUCAGGAAUUAAUGGACAUCCUGUGGCCAGUCAGAAUUGAUUUUUCAUACAGACCCUGGUAUCCUUUUUUUAUUAUGUGUGCAAUAAUUUACUGUUAAAAUAGCAAAUUAUAGUUUUUAUUAAAAACUUGUUAUGAUACUGACAAUUCAGUAAAAUGGCGUAAGAAACUUUUCAUGAAGUAUCAAUUUAGGGUACAGUCAUGGAACAAAUUAUUAGACCACCCUUUUUCUUUAAUUUCUUGUUCAUUUAAUGCCUGGUACAACUAAAGGUACAUUUGUUUGGACAAAUAUAAUGAUGACCACAAAAAUAGCUCAUAAGAGUUUAAUUUAAGAGCUGAUAUCUAGCCAUUUUCCAUGGUUUUCUUGAUAAUAACCAAAAUCAUAAUCAAGGAAACCAAUUAAUUGAAGAAAACAAGGGUGGUCUAAUAUUUUUUCCAUGACUGUAUAUUGUUGAUUAUUAUGAAGUGUUACUGGCAGACCAGCUGUUUUUGCAGUGUCUAAGCUAAAAUGUAGCCACAUAUUGACUGUGCAGAUCUAAAAGUAGCUUCAGUCCUCUGUUCUAUCUCUCUACAGGGAAGCAAAGAAGCAUAUUUCCCAAAAUGCCAAUGUCAAAUUGCUUAAUAUCACUCCAAAUCCAUCAGUAAUAAUAUAUACAUCAUCACUCAGUGUUAUUAUCUCAUAUCAUAAUCAUCUUCAUUUGGCGUGUUCCAGCCAGGGUGUGCAUGUAUGCAUGCAGGCCCACUUUUUUCUCGCUGCCUGGUUCUUUUGAUCUGAAAUGGAGUCUGACUCCUCCAAAAUAUGCAAAAUGUUUGACACACCUGCCCAGCAGGUGAGGAUGGAUGUGUGUGUGUGUGCGUGUGUGUGACUGUAGCUUUAUCAGUAUUUAGAAAAACCUUGAGCAUCAAUAUGCCGGUAAGGACAUUCUUUUUAUUCUUUAGUGUUUAUUACAGUGCAAAUCCACAGACGGUACACACAUAGGGAUAAUAUUACACACUGAAGCUCAUUAUUGCAAAACAGUUCCUUGAACUGAACGCCAAAGAAUUGAAUUUAAACUGCCAUAUUAACAAUGUUUACUAUUUUGUAUGCAACCAUAUUAAACAUGACCUUCUAUUGAUUUGGGACCACAGGAAUCACAAACAGUGUCAAAGACAGAAUCCUCAAUAGGCAGCUGUUGAAUGCAAUUCCCUUUUUUAACAUACUUUCUUUGUACUUUCCAAUCAAAUUUGCUUUUAUGUAUAAUGUAUAGAAUAGUUGAUUUUCUGUUGGCCUGAACAGUACAACCAUGGCACUCCUCUCAUAAAGAUACGGCCCUAUAUUUGAGUUCAAUGCCAUAGUUUUGAGCUGAUAAAUAUGUAACUUUAUCUCUCAUUUUCAACACAUAGAUUAGAUUAGCGAUUGUACUGUAAGCAGACUGGUAGAGAUAACGGAUUAGAGAUGGCUAUGCAAUUUUUAAUGUUAAUUACAUCGACACUUUAUAAGAAAUUUUAUGAAUAAGGAAAUAUUUUACCUGUACAGAUUCAAGCAUAAGUGUCCUUAUAGUAAUCCUUUAAUCAAAACUAUGCUGUUGGUACUGUGUGACGUUGUGUGUCACUGUGCUGUGUGUCAGUAUUGAUUGUACCGUUGACACUUGUCUUUUAUAUUUAGUGUUUGUUUAAAGUUGAUGGGCGAAGAAGGGACCGUGAGAGUUUCCCACAAAGACUGAUUUUAUUAUUUGUUCCAUCCAAGAAUCACAGUCAGUGGACCAGUAGUUUGACUGUUUGAUUUCAUAGUUAACGCAUUAGAAUCAUUAGAGCAAAAGGAUGAUGUGAGUUAAAGGUGCCCUGUGGAGGUUUUCACCUCUCGUAGUGCUGUGUUUUGUUGUUUUUUUAUUAUUGGGUGCGCAUCUAUAUGCAGAUAUUUUGCAGCUGAUUUCCCGCUUUUACAGUAAUGGACAGUUGGUGGAAGCAAUGUGUGAAGAAGCGUACCAAUGCGCCUGCAAAAGCAGUGAAGAAGAAGACCACAAGCUAGCAAAUGUGGAUGUAAACAUAAAGCUAUUUAAUGCAUACACAUAAAUCAAACAUUUAUUGAGAUAGGAAAUUAAUUCAACACGUUUGCAUUUGGGUGUUAAAUUAAUUUACAGAAAACUCCACAGGGUACCUUUAAACAGCAAAGACAACCAGAACUAGUCUGACUAUUUAUGAGUUGGAUUGUUUUUAACAGUGUUUCCCUAUAAAGUCUUGUGCAUGUGGAUGGGUUUAUUAUGAACAAAGCAAUUAAUUACAAUUUUAUGAGUAUUCUUUGAACUGUUUUCCUCACACAUUAAGAAGUGUCCGGCGCCUUUUGGAUAUCAGAAAUUGAUUACACCAACAAAAUCUACUGUAGUAAUUUAGUAGUAAACAGGGAGUCAGAUUACAUCAAAAUCUGUGAUCAAGUUUACUGUGGCAACGUAUGAACCAAAUAACUGUGCUAAUAAGCCAAAUAAUACAUGUUUCACUAGGAUACAUGUGUUUAAAAUCUGAAGGAGUUUUAAAAUACCCUAAAAAAUACAGUUUGAGUUCUGCACUGCUAGUCCUCUAGAAGGUUAGGCAACCUAAACUCCAUGUCCUCAGGAAUUUUUCCAUCAAUAUUUGGAGCACAGUUCACCGGUCACACACACAAACUAAAAGACUUGCAGUUAAGUGAAAAAAGUGAACUUCUUAAGGAGGUAAUGCAAUGUGUGUUGAAGACAUAUUAGAGUGUCUCAAAAUUGUCUCAAAACUUCAGCUGGGAACAGCAUCUUUUAUUUAAUGCUAUUUUAUCAAAAGAUUAUCAUCAAAAAUAUCAAGUGACAGCUAUGAAAAACGAACAUAGAGUAUAUCACCGCAGCUCCAUUAGGUCUAUACUAGGAUCCAUCGUUGGCCAUUUGACAGUUCACUCAGUGAGCCAUAUGGUUGUUAGGCAACAAAGGACAAAAAAUAAACACUCUAUAUGCCAUUAAGUCACAUGUGUUGCUAGGUUCCAGCUCUCAGAGAUGUUGCUGGGGAUCUGGCCUGGUUAGCACCUCGUGUUGGCUCUCUGUGAGAGGUCGAUACCGGCCCUGCUGGAAUAAUUAAAGGUGCAACUGAUAUAAAAAGCACAAAUGAAGAAUUCAUAGUGACACUAUCUGAACAAAAGUUUAUUUAAAAUUCUUCUCUUGGUGCUUUUCAUAGCCAAAUGUCUCUAAACAUAAUACUAUCAUAGUCAGUAAGUGGACCUUUGUGCUUUGGUUUGCUUCAAAAAGUAUUUUCUGAAGCCAAAGUGGUAUCCAUUAUUCAGACCCGCCUCUGGUUCUUACUCUACAGUAAAACAUGUCAUUGCAAUACUGUAGCAAUAUGAAGCAGGAGCGUUUUCUGUGCUUUCAGGCAUGACCACUGCACAGUUGAAUCAUUCUGGUGUUGUGUUUAAUUUAAUUGGCAGCAUAGUGAGGAAGCUUACAGUAAUUGUGAGCCGCAAACAUGAACGUUGUGUAAAAAUGUUGCUGCAGAAAGUGCUCUUUCCACAGCAGCUCUUUACUUUCAACUGCUGUCAAAUCACAGCGUAUGUAUAAUCUUUGCUAAAUGUAGUGGUUCACAAUCAAACAAGGUCCAGCCAUCAAUUAGAAUUAUUGUUUAAAGCACAUGUUUACACCUUGUCAGUGUUAUACCCGAGAAAAUGAGCUGCUGUUAGAGUUGUGUCAUUUAAAGCUGCACCAUAGGCUUUAUAUAAGAAGUAUCCUUUUGAAGGCUCAGAUUUGGCCUUUUGGCUGUUGCCAUCUUGGUUUUCUUAGAGCCAGAAGUGGCCAUAUUUGGACAGGAUGGUGGAGCUAAGCAUGGUGCAAAAAUCUAGAUCUAAUUGACACCUUAGAGUCUUUUUGGUACAACUGAACUCUGAAUUGACAUUUUAGCCGUCCAAAAUGUUAAAAUCAACUUUAACUAACUGAAAACACACUGUGAGAGGGUCAUAGUACUAGGUUGAAAUCACAAUGUGUGCACAUGGUAUCGAUUGUCAACCAUGCCCGAAAGCACACCCCGCUUUAUUGUCUAUUUUAAUCUAAAUGGGACCAUAACUUACAAAAUGAACAUCAUGCUGUAUUGAGAAAGACUUGAAACUCAUGAUUUCGACCAUAAACUAAUUAGGAAAAUGUUCACUGAGGUAAUAAAUCAAGUGACAAUGAGGGUCAUUUUCUCAUUGACUUCUAUAUAAUCAGACUUUGCCCCCUAGUGGUCAUUAGAAAGAAUGCAGGUUCAUGGCACAUCUCCAAUGGGUUUUUUUUAACUUUUCAAGCCACUUGAAUUGUACAAAUCAAGACUUUUCAUAAUAACAAUGGAUCAAAUAACUGUGAUUAAUGUAAAUUAAGUCACUUAUAGUGACAAACCCACAGAAAAUUAUCUCCAAACAGCAACCCGUGAAGUUGUCAGCUAUAGCUGGUGAACAUAGUGUCUUGCCCCUAACAGGCUACAAAAUAUCAAUUAAUGCCAUUUUAAACAGAUUACUUAAUAUAGAAAAUAAUCAACCAAGUGCUUUUUAAAUUAUUUAGGUUAAAUGUUUUAAAAUGUGUUAUUGGCUUAUUAGCACGUUUUCUACAAAGCAUAUGUCUGUCACAGAGUGAAACUUCAUCAGCCAUGAAAGCUGUAUUAAACUCUCCUGUUUAUGGUAUUUGUAUGGACAGUCUGUGGAAACAUCACACAUCUUUGAUGGAGCAGAUCAGACAUGAGGCCUGAUGCUACAAGUAUAAAGAAAAGCCGUAAUGAUUUUUUUAUUUGUUCAGCGUAUUUGUGAUGUCUACUGUCUUUGUUCUACCCAUGUCUGUAAAAGUGCCUUUGGCUGAGCAGUAUUGAAUCACUAUACUGUUGCUGUGUAUUUCGUGCCUCACUCAAAGAUGUUGCCAUGUUUACUCGUCUUUACCAAAGUAAAUAAAGAGGAUCCCUUUGUUUGGGCCAACUCUG